Messenger RNA from Eucalyptus grandis, 861 nucleotides. Its product is annotated as UPF0496 protein At4g34320-like. Bases 1 to 861 code for a protein of 286 amino acids. The transcript has a single exon. Lineage: Eukaryota; Viridiplantae; Streptophyta; Magnoliopsida; Myrtales; Myrtaceae. The record is from RefSeq and is a predicted model, not a curated record.
AUGGCCACUGGCCGUCUUGAGAUGGACCAUGAAGUAGCUAAGAUCAUUCUUGAAUCCAUAUGGAAUGACGAAGAGCUGAUCCAUUUAGUGGAUUAUUACUUCAAUCAUUGCCUACAGAUAUUAGAUUUCUACACUUCCCUGAAGAAUUGCCUGAGGCGGGCCCACGAUAGCCAGUCUAGUAUUCGACUUGCACUUGUGCACUUUGAGGAAAAGAGAGGAGAGAAUGUGGGAGGGAAGAGGUAUCUCAGGACAUUGCAGGAGCUCCAGAGAUUCAGAGAAGCGGGCGACCCAUUCACGGAAGAGUUCUCUAAGCUCUUUCACUCGGUGUAUAAGCAGCAGGGAGAGAUGUCGCAGAAGUUGGAGGCUUGUAAGAUGAAGCUUGACAAGAAAGUUAAAUCUGCACAAACUUGGAGAUGGGUGACCAACGCCAUAUUUGUGACCGUCUUCGUGUCCGCUUUGAUCUUGUCAAUCGUUGCUGCUCUGCGAACUCCAAUAGGGACAGUUGCCAAGUGGUGCGAUUCUCGGUGGAAAAACUACCGAAGGGAACUAAAAGGGAAAAAGUUGUUGAUAGACCUAAUGAAUGAGGGAACUAAGAUGUCGAUUGAGGACUUGAAGACGAUUCGGUCGCUUGUGGGUAUGCUGGAAAUUGAGAUUGAGUCGAUCAUGCAAAAGGCCGACUUCACUCUUGGAGAAGAACAGGAAGAAGCGGUGAAGCUUGGAAUGUUGGAGAUCAGGAAAAGGGCGGAAGUUUUCAUGAAAACUGUCGAGGAUCUCAGUACACAAGCUGAUAAGAGUAGCCACGAGAUACAGAGGACGAGGACAGUGAUAUUGAAGAGGAUAAUUGGACAACCCACUCGUUAG